UAAAAGAGCUGCUGCCUUCCCUCUCCACAGCAAGAGAGGGGGAGAGAGAGAAAGAGAGCGAGAGAGAGACCUAAACGAGUGAUUGGAGAUUCAUCCAAGCGCUCGGGACGCACAGACGGAGUUGCACAAUCAGCGCUCCAAAGGGACUCCAAAAAGGCAGAAACCCCUCAGCGCUCCUUCACUUCUGCCGUCCUAUAGUCACAGCAAGUGGAUAAUAUCUUUUUAAAGUUGCUUUUCUUCCGCGUGUAUACUCCUAUAGAGCGUUUGGAGGGAUUUUUGAGGAACUUUCUUUUUUAAGAAAAAAAAAAAAAAAAACAAGCAAUCAAACAAAACAAAAAAACAACAUCUUUUUUUAUAUACUUGUGAAGAUAUGCAUCGGUGCACGGUGGUGCUACUUUUCCUAGUGGUGGCCUUAUACUUCCUAAGCGCAGAAGCCUACAAGUGCAGGUGCACCAGAAAAGGUCCAAAGAUCAGAUACAAGGAUGUACAGAAGCUGGAGAUCAAACCCAAACACCCGUACUGCCAAGAGAAGAUGAUAUUUGUGACGAUGGAGAACGUGUCUCGGUUCAAGGGACAGGAGUACUGUCUUCAUCCCAAACUUCAGAGCACUAAGAAUUUGGUGAAAUGGUUCCGUAUCUGGAAGGACAAGCACAGGGUGUACGAAGCUUAAAACCUUGGCUACCCAGUUCACAUGGAUGAAGCGAGACAAAACAAAAACACACACACAAAAAAAAAAGAUGACAACACCGCCAGGACUGUUCUUUUGUGAAGUACAAAAUGUAAUCUCCGGUUAAACUGUACUUCUCCCCUUUCUGCCUGAAAUCUGUCAAGCACAUUAGGAGAUAUCUAUAGUUUGUAUAUAAGCUGGUGGGCUUGUUUUAGACAACCAUCAAUCUAGUUACAUUCACUCACCACUCCAGUCUUUACAAUUGUAGUUAUAUUUGUCAAAUUGUGGACAAGACACCACCAUCUAUUUUCAAACUGUUGUAGGUUUUUCAGGUUUGUUCAGAUGUUAUUUAAGGAAACUUCUCUUUUGCUUUGGCUUUUAAGAUUCUUUCAAAGUUGAAAAUGUGUCAUUCUGAAGAAACAGGCAAACGUUCCUGAAAAGUACAGUGUAGGUGUUUCAGAUGUUUCGAUUCUUCUCUGCUCUGUAGUCGACAUGACAGGUGUAUCUGUACAAUGCAAGCAUUUAGGAUCUGGUUGCUCAGAGGUCAAAAUGCAGUGAUAAAGGUUCUCAAGGCAUUCCACUCUCUGUAUCAGUGGAAGAGAGUCAGUCAGCAAGUGGAUACAUUCAAUACAGAAGUUGCUUUUGUUCAUACAGAUUGAAAAGAUCCACCACUUUGUGUGUAUGUGUGUGUGUGGGCGGGCGGGUGGGUGCUACUCAUGUUGUGGGGACCUAAAUCUGUUUAACACAGUCACAUUAUGGGGACCUGCCUUCCUAACGGGGAUGAAGUCACCCUAACGCAAACCAUUACAUUUUAAGGUGAAGAUGUGUUAUAAGGUUAGGUUAAGGCUAGAGUAAGGGUUAGGGUUAGGUAAGUUAAGGUUAAGGUUAGUCUAAACCUCCAGGAACUGAAUGUAAGUCAAUGUAAUGUCCUCUGAAGUCAUGGAAACACUACUGUGUGUGCGUGCGUGUGAGUCAGUGUGUGUCUGAAUGUGUGCGUCUGUGUUUCCCCAGUCAAUGCAAGUCAUAUGUGUCAAACGAACAUUCCACUCUGCAACCACCACUUUGUAAUAUAUUAUCUCACCUAACCCACAGGGUGUAGGUUCAAUAGUUAACAAGCAGUUCAAAUAGAUCACUUGUGCCAUUUUUACGUACAGCACAGUCUGUUUAUUGGAGUUCAAAAGCGUGAUCAAUAAAUCAGUUAAGAAGGCAAGGCAGUUUACAUCAACAAAGGAUUAUCUUUUGUAUUUUCGCUGGUUGAAAGAUUUUAUUUUAGUUCUUCUUCUUGGAAUAAAUCUGUAAUGAAGCAAUGUCACACACAGACUGUCUCAUUAUAACCAUUUGAAGCGAGCUACUUACUUACUUAGCGCCUGGGAUAAGGGAUAAGGCUGGUAAUGUUUUUGUUUUUGUCAACCCAUGAGGUCUCAUGACAGCCAAACACACAUUUCUGGACUUUUCAAACCUGAUUGCAGCAAUCAGACUCAUAAAUUCCUGAUGAUGAUGCUAAUCUUUAAAUGAAGGCCAGGAAUGAAUGACAUUCUAUAAAAAUUCUUAAAUCCUAAAUAUUGCUGGAGACUAUUAUCCACUGUGGAUUGAAAUAACGGUGCUUUACUGGAAGCAUGACAAUGACUCAAAGUAAAGCACAAGUUUAUGCCAGUGAAGAACCACAUCACCCGGUGUAAUAAUGUGGCUCAUUUAAUAGUUUCUGGAGAACUAUGGUGCUCAGCGGCACAAAGGGAUGAGCCAUUUCAGGCUUUAGUGAGCAUUUAACUUUUGUUUUUGUCGUGAUGUUGUUGACAAUAAAAACGUGAAUAUUAUCAGACUUUUCCUUUAAAAUGGGCUAUUAGCUAUUAUGCUGUUAGGGAAAUAAGCAUUAGACCAGUGCAGGAAAAAAACAAACCUCUUUUAACACAAAAGGGGGACAACUUGGCUCCAAACUCACUGCCCACAUACAAAACAUCACACAAAUAUUUGAAAUAUAUGGCCACUACUUUCUACUACGAAUGAUUAUGUCUCCAUCUGGUACAGUGAGUGAUGAUACUUUCCUCUGUGAUGAUCUCUCCUCCAGUAGAGCUCCUCAACUAUACUGUGUUUUUAUUUUGUAUGUUGUCGAUACACUUUACAAUAACGACUGUUGGGUAUGUUUUUCUUUUUUGCCACCAAACAGAAUUCACAUACAAAUAUAUCUGCAUAUAUAUACGAAAACACCACAAUUUCUUUACCUUUUCAAGAAUGUGUAUUACUCUUGUUUUAUAUCUCAUAUAUAAAUAUAUAUAAAGAAGCAUUUUGUAAAUGGACCAAUAUAGCCUAUAUGUUAGUGAGAAUGAAUUCACCAUAAGACUUUAUAGCGUCAUGUAUAUUGUAUUACUGCAUUCUAGUUGUUUUUUGGGUUUUUUUUUGCUAUUUAAAUAUUGGUUCGGUAACGGAUAUUUGGAAGGCGUGUGUUUGAACUGGCCCGCCAAACACACAGUUAGACAUUCCACUGAGUGUAAAAAACAAUAAACACAGCAAUAAAAGUGUCUAUAGAGCA
Molecule: messenger RNA, 3194 nt
Organism: Stegastes partitus (bicolor damselfish)
Lineage: Eukaryota; Metazoa; Chordata; Actinopteri; Pomacentridae
Gene: cxcl14
Product: chemokine (C-X-C motif) ligand 14
Exons: 4
Coding region: 371-670 (99 amino acids)
Biological process (GO): immune response
Cellular component (GO): extracellular region
Molecular function (GO): chemokine activity
Source: RefSeq, a predicted model, not a curated record